Dentiscutata heterogama is the source of this 245-nucleotide messenger RNA. The record is from the annotation of a GenBank genome assembly. NCBI's taxonomy places the organism in Eukaryota, Fungi, Glomeromycota, Glomeromycetes, Diversisporales, Gigasporaceae.
AAGGAAAUUAUUACUAUGGACCAGCCCAAAUAAAAGGUCUAUUGGUACAAUUACCUAUAUUCCAUGGAAAAGAAAGAGAAAAUGUAAUAACUUGGUUAUUGCAAGUUGAUCUACUAUUCAAGGCACGAAAGGUAGAAAGUAUAGAAGAAGAAGACAAGAUACUUAAUUUCGUAAAAGGCCUAAAACUAGCAACCAAGGCCAAAGUCAGUUACCGAGUAUCUGAAAGCCUUGAGAAUGCAAUGUGA